AUGGAUAAAGAGACUUUCAAGGACUUCCUCCCGACCUCGUUUGGCGGGUCGGGAGAGGGGUUCGAUCCAACGGCCCAGAUGGAGAAAGCAAGGCGGAAGGUGCUCGGAUCGACGGCACCUCAGGCUUCCACAUCAACAGCGUCAAAGAGCGACAGUGACUCCGAUGAGGAUUCAGACGGUGACUCGGAAGAUGAAGACGAAUAUCCCACUUCUCAUGAAAUCGUGUUCAAAACGCACGACCGCGCCGUGACCACCAUCACCGUAGACGCCUCCGGGUCUCGCAUGAUCACAGGCUCAACGGAUUGCACCAUCAAACUUUAUGACUUUGCUACCAUGACCCCCAAUACUCUCCGCGCAUUCAAAUCAGUUGAUCCUACCGCCACGAAGUCUUCUGCGAAUUCAGAAUCUCAUCCCAUUCACGUGGCGAAAUUCAAUCCAAACUCACCAAGCCAAGUGCUUGUGAUCUCCGCGACACCCCAGGCGAGAAUAUUGUCUCGCGACGGCGAGGUAAUGACCGAGUUCAUCAAAGGUGACAUGUAUCUCCGAGACAUGAACAUGACCAAAGGCCACAUCAGUGAGAUCACAAGCGGAACGUGGCAUCCUCAUGUCUACGAUCUCUGUGUGACCGCGGGAACAGACAGUACCCUUCGUAUCUGGGAUGUCAAUGUGCGGACGAAGCAGAAGGACGUAAUCGUUCACAAAUCGAAACUGGCUGGCUCAGCAGGCCGAAGUAGAAUGACGGCUGUGACCUGGGGCGGUCAGGUUGAAAGUUCCAAUAGCCUUCUUGUAGCUGCAGCUCUUGAUGGUUCCCUCCUCAUGUGGGGGGGAGAUGGUCCUUACACCAGACCUAGUGCAGAGAUCAGCCAGGCCCAUGAAAGCAACACUUGGACAAGCGGCAUUGACAUCGGUUCAGAUGGCCGACUCGUCGUCACAAGAGGUGGCGACAAUACAAUUAAGCUAUGGGACACACGAAAAUUCAAACAACCGGUGAAUACCGCAUCGCACGUCUCGACAUCGAGCCAACACCCGACGUCGAACAUCAUGUUCGCACCAAACUCAUCCUCCAUCAUCACCGGGUCGGAGACUGGGGACUUACACAUCCUCAAUCCCGCCACUCUUAAACCAGAGCUUGUCACACCAGUCACUCCUGAAUUACCCCUUAUUAGUGUACUUUGGCAUGAUAAGCUCAAUCAGAUCAUCACAGGGAGUGCCCAUGCCGAGACACAUGUACUCUUCAACCCAAAAAUUUCCACAAAAGGAGCCGUCAUGGUGAUGUCCAAGCAACCGAAACGUCGACAUGUCGAUGACGACCCGAGUCUGACCACUGAUAUAUCGCAAGGUGUAUCUGGUGAUGCAAUUGUGAAUUCCGGAACAAGCAAUGAAGCUAUACAAAGCAGUAGCUUCACGUCGAGACAUCCAACCAUUGGUCUCACUGCCUCGGGAAGAUCCAGAGAUCCAAGACGGCCACAUGUACCGGUUUCGACGCCAUUUGCCAAAAGUCAGCCUGACGAGCGACACAUCAAGGAGAGAAUUCCUCUUAGUACGAUGAGAGAGGAGGACCCCAGAGAGGCGCUGCUCAAGUAUGCUGAAAAGGCGGAGAAAGAUCCCAUGUUCACCAAUGCCUGGAAGAAGACGCAGCCAAAAACCAUCUAUGCUGAUCUGAGUGAUGAGGAAGAUGGUGGGCCGCAGAAAAAGAAACAGAAGACAUAA
This is a messenger RNA of Rhinocladiella mackenziei CBS 650.93, 1710 nucleotides long. RefSeq lists its product as uncharacterized. The transcript has a single exon. Gene Ontology annotation, cellular component: site of double-strand break; nucleus. Gene Ontology annotation, molecular function: protein binding. The record is from RefSeq and is a predicted model, not a curated record. Bases 1 to 1710 code for a protein of 569 amino acids. Gene Ontology annotation, biological process: regulation of DNA double-strand break processing. Lineage: Eukaryota; Fungi; Ascomycota; Eurotiomycetes; Chaetothyriales; Herpotrichiellaceae.